Messenger RNA from Homarus americanus (American lobster), 1664 nucleotides. RefSeq names its product deoxyribodipyrimidine photo-lyase-like. Gene Ontology annotation, molecular function: deoxyribodipyrimidine photo-lyase activity. Bases 393 to 776 code for a protein of 127 amino acids. NCBI's taxonomy places the organism in Eukaryota, Metazoa, Arthropoda, Malacostraca, Decapoda, Nephropidae. The record is from RefSeq and is a predicted model, not a curated record. Gene Ontology annotation, biological process: photoreactive repair. The transcript is spliced from 4 exons.
GUAAAGCAACGCGGUAGAUUUUAUGUGACACCUUCGGGCUGGAAUUAAAACAAUAACAAACGUUAACUUGUGUUGUGUCUUGUGAGAGCACUGACAGUACGCUAGGCGGCUGGAGGAAGCAGAAAGUCACUACGCUGUAGUUACCAUUAGCCAGUUGAUGGUGGCGUCUACAUCAUUUGCAGUGUAGUGUCAACUUCAAAGAAAUAGUAAGCUCGAAAUGUACCUCGGAAACUAUAUUUCUCCUGUGUUAUAGUGCCGUCAAGGUAAUGGGAUAACAAGAAAUAUUUGGAAGCCCACUGCCACUUUAGUGUGGAUUUAUGUGUUUCAUCUGGUUGACUUAGACUCUGUCUACUUGGCCUCAGUUGUGCAUAGACUCGUUACGUUCUACAAUUAUGUCCCCUCCGAGUAAUGAACCACAAGCAAAGAAACAAAAAGUUGAUGAUGGUGAAGACAUCGACAUCCAUUCCCGUCUGAAGAUUGAGCGAAAAAAGCUUGCAGAAAGUGUCAAGUAUUUCAAGUUCAACAAAAAAAGGGUUGAAAUGAUGAGCAAGGCAGAUGAAGUGCCAGCAGAAUGUGAUGGCAUUGUGUACUGGAUGUGCCGUGAUCAAAGAGUUCAAGAUAAUUGGGCAAUGCUGUUUGCUCAGCGUUUAGCACUGAAAAACAAAGUGUCUCUUCAUGUGGCUUUCUGCCUCAUUCCAAAGUUUCUUGAUGCCACAAUUCGCCAGUACCACUUCAUGUUAAAAGGUAAGCUUUUUAAAAGUUGGUGCAGGUCAUAGUUUGAAAUUGGUGCAUGCCUGGCCUCACUCUAUAUUUUAUUUGGUUAUUGCCAGAUGAUUUUAUUCAGCACAGAGGUGACCCCAUACACAAGGGUAAGGUCAAUUUUUCCUUUUUUUUCUUUUUUCUUUUGUUGGGUAUUAAAAUUUAAAAACAUGAAAAAAAAUUAUUAGUUAUGAUAUAAAGAGAAUUGAAGAAAUAGAAAUCUGACAGGGUUGUCAAUGUUUUGGUAAAUAAAAUCUGAUUUAUUUGAUUUAAACAGGAUUUUUUUGUUUUUAAUUUUGUAAAAAAAAAUAUAAAUACAUACUGUACUGUAGACUUUUUCCCUUGUUGACUGACAACUUUUCCCACUCUUCUCCUCCUAUGGACUUGUUCUUAUAACUGUAUGUAAUAUAAUUAAUUAUAUGAGAUAUAUCUGUAUUAAGGAUUCAUGGGAUUCCUGAGAGGGACAUUCCUGGACUGGGGUGGGGAUGACUAAUGUCACUUCAUCCCUUUGAGAUGUAUUAUUAUUAUUUUUUUAUCUCAGUAAACAUAUCAAUCAAUCAAUUAAAAAUUAAGGAACUAUGUUGGUACAGAAAAGGCAGCUAAACUUGUCUUCUUUUUAUCAUUCUUUCAAAGUUUUUGAAUGCAGACACUGGUAAUGGUUGUAAUGUGUGAUGUAGCAAAGACUAAGAAACAUUAGAAUUAGAUUUUUAUAGAUGUCAAAUGUUGUGAUUUAGUUGGUUUUGCUUUGUUCAUCUAUUGUAUUUGCAACUCUGAAGUACAGUAUGCCUAAAACAAGUUAUUAUUGCCUUUAAUACUGUACUUAAAUGCAACUCCUAUAUGUUUGAAGUACAGGUUGUACCUCUCUAGUCCGGCAACCUCGGGACCUGACCGGUGCCGGACCAUGG